AUGCAGGUGGACAAGAGCCAGGGCAGGGCAUGCCAGGAGAUGCUGCAUUCAGAUGAGAAAAAAGUUCCAGAAACCUGGGGUCUGCCCCAGGUGCCCCCUCUGAUCCAGCCCUUUGAGUUCCCGCCUGCCUCCAUCGGCCAGCUACUCUACAUCCCCUGUGUGGUGUCCUCGGGGGACAUGCCCAUCCGCAUCACCUGGAGAAAGGAUGGACAGGUGAUCAUCUCAGGCUCGGGUGUGACCAUUGAGAGCAAGGAAUUCAUGAGCUCCCUGCAGAUCUCCAGCGUCUCCCUCAAGCACAAUGGCAACUACACUUGCAUUGCCAGCAACGCAGCAGCCACCGUGAGCAGGGAGCGCCAGCUCAUCGUGCGUGUGCCCCCUCGAUUUGUGGUGCAGCCCAACAACCAGGAUGGCAUCUAUGGCAAAGCUGGUGUGCUCAACUGCUCAGUAGAUGGCUACCCACCACCCAAGGUCAUGUGGAAGCAUGCCAAAGGGAGUGGGAACCCCCAGCAAUAUCACCCAGUGCCCCUCACUGGCCGCAUCCAGAUCCUGCCCAACAGCUCCCUGCUGAUACGCCACGUCCUGGAAGAGGACAUUGGCUACUACCUCUGCCAGGCCAGCAACGGUGUGGGCACCGACAUCAGCAAGGCCAUGUUCCUCACCGUCAAAAUCCCAGCCAUGAUCACGUCCCACCCCAACACCACCAUCGCCAUCAAGGGCCAUUCCAAGGAGCUGAACUGCACUGCGCGGGGAGAGCGGCCCAUCAUCAUCCGCUGGGAGAAGGGGGACACUGUCAUCGACCCAGACCGAGUCAUGCGGUAUGCCAUUGCCACCAAGGACAAUGGCGAUGAGGUGGUCUCCACACUAAAGCUCAAGCCAGCUGACCGUGGGGACUCCGUGUUCUUCAGCUGCCACGCUAUCAAUUCAUACGGGGAGGACCGGGGUUUGAUCCAGCUCACUGUGCAAGAACCCCCUGACCCCCCAGAGUUGGAGAUCCGGGAGGUGAAGGCCCGGAGCAUGAACCUGCGCUGGACUCAGAGAUUUGAUGGAAACAGCAUCAUCACUGGCUUUGAUAUUGAGUACAAGAAUAAAUCAGAUUCCUGGGAUUUUAAACAGUCCACUCGAAACAUCUCCCCAACCAUCAACCAGGCCAACAUCGUGGACUUGCACCCGGCAUCUGUGUACAGCAUCCGCAUGUACUCCUUCAACAAGAUUGGACGCAGUGAGCCAAGCAAGGAGCUUACCAUCAGCACAGAAGAGGCUGCUCCUGAUGGGCCCCCUAUGGAUGUCACCCUGCAACCGGUGACUUCACAGAGCAUCCAAGUGACCUGGAAGGCACCAAAGAAGGAGCUACAGAAUGGAGUCAUCCGGGGAUACCAGAUUGGCUACAGGGAGAACAGCCCUGGCAGCAAUGGGCAGUACAGCAUUGUGGAGAUGAAGGCCACUGGGGACAGUGAGGUCUACACCCUGGAUAACCUCAAGAAGUUUGCUCAGUAUGGUGUGGUGGUUCAGGCCUUCAACCGGGCAGGCACAGGACCCUCGUCCAGUGAGAUCAAUGCCACCACCUUGGAAGAUGUGCCCAGCCAACCCCCAGAGAAUGUCCGAGCCCUGUCCAUCACUUCUGAUGUGGCUGUCAUCUCUUGGUCGGAGCCCCCACGAAGCACCCUCAAUGGUGUCCUCAAAGGCUACCGGGUCAUCUUCUGGUCACUCUACGUUGAUGGGGAGUGGGGCGAGAUGCAGAAUGUCACCACCACGAGAGAGCGAGUGGAGCUGCGGGGUAUGGAGAAAUUCACCAACUACAGCGUCCAGGUGCUAGCCUACACACAGGCUGGGGAUGGUGUGCGCAGCAGUGUGCUCUAUAUCCAGACCAAGGAAGAUGUUCCAGGUCCUCCUGCUGGCAUCAAAGCUGUCCCUUCAUCAGCUAGCAGUGUGGUCGUGUCCUGGCUGCCCCCAACCAAGCCCAAUGGGGUGAUUCGCAAGUACACCAUCUUCUGUUCCAGCCCCGGGUCCGGCCAGCCGGCUCCCAGUGAGUACGAGACGAGUCCUGAACAGCUCUUCUACAGGAUUGCCCACCUGAACCGGGGACAGCAGUACCUGCUGUGGGUGGCCGCGGUCACCUCCGCAGGCAGGGGGAACAGCAGUGAGAAGGUCACCAUCGAGCCUGCUGGCAAGGCCCCAGCAAAGAUCAUCUCAUUUGGAGGCACUGUAACAACACCCUGGAUGAAGGAUGUCCGGCUGCCUUGCAAUUCAGUGGGAGAUCCAGCCCCAGCUGUCAAGUGGACCAAGGACAGUGAAGACUCGGCAAUCCCCGUGUCCUUGGAUGGACACCGGCUCAUCCACACAAAUGGCACACUGCUGCUUCGCGCUGUGAAGGCUGAGGACUCGGGCUAUUACACCUGCACAGCCACCAACACUGGUGGCUUCGAUACCAUCAUCGUCAACCUUCUGGUGCAAGUUCCCCCGGACCAGCCCCGCCUCACUGUCUCCAAAACCUCUGCCUCUUCCAUCACUCUGACCUGGAUUCCAGGGGACAAUGGGGGCAGCUCUAUCAGAGGCUUUGUGCUGCAAUACUCAGUGGAUAACAGCGAAGAGUGGAAGGAUGUGUUCAUCAGCUCCAGCGAGCGCUCCUUCAAGCUAGACAGCCUCAAGUGUGGCACAUGGUACAAGGUGAAGCUGGCAGCCAAGAACAGUGUGGGCUCUGGGCGCAUCAGCGAGAUCAUCGAAGCCAAGACCCAUGGGCGGGAACCCUCCUUCAGUAAAGACCAACACCUCUUCACCCACAUCAACUCCACACAUGCUCGGCUUAACCUGCAGGGCUGGAACAAUGGGGGCUGCCCCAUCACAGCCAUUGUCCUGGAGUACCGGCCCAAGGGGACCUGGGCCUGGCAGGGUGUCCGGGCCAACAGCUCCACAGAGGUGUUUCUGACAGAACUUCGAGAGGCCACCUGGUAUGAGCUCCGCAUGAGGGCUUGCAACAGCGCUGGCUGUGGCAAUGAGACCGCCCAGUUUGCCACCCUGGACUACGACGGCAGCACCAUCCCACCCAUCAAGUCUGCUCAAGGAGAAGGGGACGAUGUGAAGAAGUUGUUCACCAUCGGCUGCCCUGUCAUCCUGGCCACCCUGGGGGUGGCCCUGCUCUUUGUUGUACGCAAGAAGAGGAAGGAGAAACGGUUGAAGAGGCUCCGAGAUGCAAAGAGUUUGGCAGAAAUGCUGAUAAGCAAGAACAAUCGAAGCUUUGACACCCCUGUUAAAGGGCCGCCCCAGGGUCCACGGCUCCACAUUGACAUCCCCAGGGUUCAGCUGCUCAUCGAGGACAAGGAGGGCAUCAAGCAGCUGGGAGAUGACAAGGCCACCAUCCCUGUAACAGAUGCAGAGUUCAGCCAAGCAGUCAACCCACAGAGCUUCUGUACUGGUGUCUCUUUGCACCAUCCAGCCCUCAUCCAGAGCACAGGACCCCUCAUCGACAUGUCAGACAUCCGGCCAGGAACCAACCCAGUGUCCAGGAAGAAUGUGAAAUCAGCCCACAGCACUCGGAACCGGUACUCAAGCCAGUGGACCUUAACCAAGUGCCAGGCCUCCACCCCUGCCCGAACCCUCACCUCUGACUGGCGCACCGUGGGUUCCCAGCAUGGUGUUACUGUCACUGAGAGUGACAGCUACAGUGCCAGUCUAUCCCAAGACACAGACAAAGGACGGAACAGCAUGGUGUCUACUGAGAGUGCUUCUUCCACCUAUGAGGAGCUGGCCCGGGCCUACGAGCACGCCAAGCUGGAGGAGCAGCUGCAGCAUGCCAAGUUUGAGAUCACAGAGUGCUUCAUCUCGGACAGCUCCUCGGACCAGAUGACCACAGGCACCAACGAAAAUGCUGACAGCAUGACAUCCAUGAGCACACCCUCAGAGCCUGGCAUCUGCCGCUUCACCGCCUCUCCACCCAAGCCCCAAGACGCUGACCGGGGCAAGAACGUGGCUGUGCCCAUCCCUCACCGAGCCAACAAGAGCGACUACUGCAACCUGCCACUGUACACCAAGUCAGAGGCCUUCUUCCGAAAGGCAGAUGGGCGGGAGCCCUGCCCUGUGGUCCCACCCCGAGAGGCCUCCAUGAGGAACCUGACUCGAGCCUACCACACCCAGGCACGGCACCUCACUCUGGACCCUGCCAGCAAGCCCUUGGGCCUCCCCCAUCCAGGGGCCCCUGCUGCCACCGCCACGGCCACCUUACCUCAGAGGACUCUGGCCAUGCCGGCACCCCCAGCUGGCACGGCACCCCCAGCACCUGGUCCUACCCCCAGUGAGCCUCCUGCUGCCCCUAGUGCUGCCCCUCCGGCCCCCAGCACUGAACCUCCAAGGGCCGGAGGCCCACACACCAAAAUGGGGGGCUCCAGGGACUCACUACUCGAGAUGAGCACCCCAGGGGUAGGGCGAUCUCAGAAACAGGGGGCCGGAGCCUAUUCCAAAUCCUACACCCUGGUGUAG
Molecule: messenger RNA, 4470 nt
Organism: Cricetulus griseus (Chinese hamster)
Lineage: Eukaryota; Metazoa; Chordata; Mammalia; Rodentia; Cricetidae
Source: RefSeq, a predicted model, not a curated record